UGUCGUUAUCUCACUGCACACAGUUUUACUUCCGGGUCACUGACGUUGGCGCACAGCGAGCGCACUAUAGGCUGCACUAACGGAAUGGACAACAUGUUACAAUUCAUGAAACUAGUCGGACAGCUAAAACGCAUACCAAGAACAGGAUGGGUGUACAGAAAUGUCAAACAGCCUGAAAGUGUGUCCGAUCACAUGUACAGAAUGUCAAUGAUGGCCUUAACUAUACAAGAUGUUAGUGUCAAUAAAGAAAGAAUCAUUAAGAUGGCUUUAGUUCAUGAUUUGGCGGAGAGCAUUGUGGGAGAUAUAGCUCCAGCAGACAACAUUAGCAAAGAAGAGAAGCACAGAAGGGAGAAGGAAGCAAUGGAGCACAUCUCAGGACUUUUAGAAGAUGGCUUGCGUAAAGAGGUUUACGAACUAUGGGAGGAGUAUGAAAAUCAGACUAGUUCAGAGGCCAAACUGGUGAAGGAGUUGGACCAGCUGGAAAUGAUACUACAAGCUCAUGAAUACGAAGAGUUAGAGGGGAAACCAGGAAGACUUCAGGAGUUCUUCACCUCAACUGAAGGCAGGUUCCAUCACCCAGAGGUUGUGGGUCUGUUAACGAGUCUAAAUGAGGAGAGAGCUCGCCACAUAGCUGCCAAAGGAAGAAAGGAUGCAGUGUAGACCACUGAAACAACAUCCUCAUGACCUCACUUCCAGUCAAGUUCUGAAGCUACCUCUAUACAAGAGUUUAUUUGUUAAGAUAUAUGCUGUAUUGUUUUAAUGUUGUUAAAGGUCUUAAAAUACAAUCCUAUUUCUCUGUUCUGAAAUGUGGUAAUAGCCUUUUUAAAAUAUUUGGUUAAUACAGGUUAAUGAGUAUUGACAGUUGUAAUUUUAUUGAUAAAAUGCCAUCUUUGUAAUGCCAUCCAAAUUGUUAUGUUGCACAUGUUAUCUUGUGUCAACAGUUUCUGGUGGCUUUAAAGAGAUAGUUCACCGAAAGUAGAAAAUAGCUAAAUUUAGUUUUUCAUCCACACGUUUUAGGCCCUUUUGACUGAAUUUUCUGUGCAACACAAAACGCAGAAAAGUACAGCCUCCGUUAUUUUUCAUUGCACAUAUGAUCAAAGUAAAUGGUUGACAUCCUCUCUUUCUCCCUAAUAAAAGUCAUACAGCUUUGUAAAAACGUGAGUGUAAUUUUCAGUCAGUGUUUUUUACCCUUUUAAGACAUAGAUGUGAAAUGCAGAUCAAAAUCGUACAUGCUCUGUUAUGUAUGUAACUGAAUCCAUAUUUUACUAUGAGGGAGUGUUAAGCAUUUACAAUAGAAGCAGUACUAGGUGUUUUUCAUAAUCGUACUUUUUUAUAUAUUGUACUUGUUUUGUAAGAGGAACUUGGGGGGAAAAAUGUUAAGCCUGAAAUAUACUUUAAACACUAAAUUAGUUUUGCAAUAAAUAAACAUUUCCUAAACUUUA
Messenger RNA from Triplophysa dalaica, 1442 nucleotides. It is a transcript of the gene hddc2, whose product is annotated as HD domain containing 2. NCBI's taxonomy places the organism in Eukaryota, Metazoa, Chordata, Actinopteri, Cypriniformes, Nemacheilidae. The transcript is spliced from 6 exons. Gene Ontology annotation, molecular function: 5'-deoxynucleotidase activity. The record is from RefSeq and is a predicted model, not a curated record. Gene Ontology annotation, cellular component: cytoplasm. Bases 85 to 660 code for a protein of 191 amino acids.